AUGGUUAACGAGAAAGAAGAUAAAAAAGAAGUUAUAAGUGAAGAACAAAACAUGUUUCGGAUGAGAAAAUCUCAAGAUAUGAAUGAAGUCACCACUUGUUUGCCGCCAACUUAUGCCAGACAACCACCAGAUGGACGAGAGAUAACAUUGAAUUGCAUUGACUUGCAGUCAAGCAAUGUAUUUAACGGUAAAAUUAGUUCACUUUCGUGCGAAAUGUAUACCUCUGUGUCAGUACACGAGGAUUCGGGUGUUUUCAUAGACACAGACACUCCGAGUCCCGAAUUGGACUUCAAUACUACACACCCGCGAGGAAUGGUGUCCAGCGUUGCCGUCACUCAAAUCAAAUACAAGUUGAAUGGAGAUUCCGAUGGAGACACUGGCGUCACAUCCCAGUCAUCCGAUUCGAUGGAUGAGUUGGAUUCGUGUCCAUCGCCUAACUAUAAACCCAAGCGACAGAUAUUGGAUAAAAGUCGAAAUCCUUCGUCUGAUUUCCUGUCGGAAACGGCACCGAAUGGAGUGACCAAUAAUAAUGAUGUAAACAAUUCACACAAAUCUUCUGAGCUAUCAAAGAGUGUGAAGCAAAAGAUCGCAAUGUUUGACAUUCAAAGCAGUGAUAACUCAGAAGAUAUUAUCGAUGAAUGCUAUGCAGCGAAAGAAAGCCUUAAAGAGUUACCCAAAAGCACUACAACACCGAUAAAUGAAUACCUAAUAAGUGAUCGUUCGCCGAAUGGGUAUCAGUUAUCAACUCCUAAUGGCAAACAUGAAUUAAAGUCUGAAAGGGUUUUCACAUCUGAUGUCUCCGACAAACAAUACAAAGAGAGGAGUAUUGAAUCGCAAAACUCAUCGUCUCUAUCGCUUACAUCAGAUCAAAGCCAUCCAAAUGCAAGUGCCGUCCAAUAUAGCGGUCAUUUGCAACCAUCAUAUCUUAGAUAUUCUAGUUUGGGAUCUUCUAAUGAUAACCUUCACACAAAUACUGGCUAUUCAGGGAUCGGAGUUCACAAACCAUUACUUAACGGCAAUCUUUUGUCAUCAAUUCUGGAAACGAGAAAACAAAACGCGUCUAAACUUAAAGGUCUAAUCAUUCCCGACGUUCCGACAGCGACACAGCCGGCGGUCAGCAAAACAUUGCCCACAAUAUUCAGCAAUACGUCCACCAGUUCUUUGCUUUUGACGGCUAAACCAGAAGAAGUGAGCGCUUUGACAGCGAGAACUCUAAGCCAAUCGCAAAGUCAGACAAAUAUUUCAUCAAACUUUGCGACUUUACGACAACCACUCCUAUCUGAGCCCUGGGCCGCAGAAAACGGCUCGAUUCCCAAGUAUUCGCCGGCAUUCAAGCGCCGACAGCUGGAACUGCCCCGCAGUUUGUCUUUGCUAAACAAUGCCAAUCCUGUGUCUCAAGACAAUGUGGACUCGUUUAGCGACUCGUGGAAUCGCUCCAAUUCCAUGACAACAAUGGCUGCAUCUGAUCCACAAUUUCAGUUUUCUCUGUCUCACAGCAAACCAGUCAUACCAUUAAUGCCAGAAACAGCGGUCGGUUCGCCAAACAUGGAUGGCGUCAGUAAUGCAACCAAUACUAAGCCAUCACUCGAGGAACAGUUGGCGCUUAGCUUUAAUGACUCGUACAGACAUUCGUCGAUUCAACGCCGAUAUUCAGCCGAUUAUUCAUUGGAGAAGAGAUCGUCGACCGACUCAUCAAUGAAUAGUAUAUACAAAAGCACUUUAAAUGCGAUGACAACCGAUAGAAAUGCCAUUCAAAAUAACAAAACAUAUAAUUCAAUGAAUUAUUUGGAUAUUAAGACAAAUCCUAUUAUCAACGAAAAGAAAAAUAUCUUAAAUAAUGGAUCGGAUAAUGAAUACGCGAUCCAUAAAAAUUUUGACAGCAAUUGUCAAAACGCAAAGAAUUUCGCGAAUUGUGAUUAUAGUGACGACGACUCGUCGACUAUAAGCCACAAGACAUCGGAAGGCUCUUCCGUAAGGGCUGACGAUUCGGCGUCGGAUACGGCAUCCGAUUCGUUGGAUCAGACGUUUGGUUCAGAGCUGUCGAGACCUAAAGUGUUGGGAACACAACUCACUGUUUUGAAGAACACAAACGAUGGCGAAAAUGUUUGCGUCAAAAACGACAAUAACUCGGAUUCCGUUAAGAAUUUCAGAGCACUCGCAGAGAAAUGGGAACAAAGAAGUGGUUUAGAGGGUGUCGUCAACAACACUAAGAACAUCGCACCACCGCUUCCUCCCAAACCAAACCCCGCGUUGUCUCGCAUUCCUCCCUCUCUUAUGCCCAGAACUAAGAAAUCAGUUCCCACUCCAGAGCCUCCAACUCUGGUAGAACUUCCAAAGCCUAUCGUUGAGCCGAUUGUCACUCCAAUCACUCCAAACGUGUUGAAGGAAAUCAAACAAAUGGAGACAACGCUUAAAGAGAUUGAACUGAAUUUAAACACCGAUUUUGAAUCUCCAAAAGCAACUCUUGGUAUUAACACCAGAUCUGAUUCACUUUCAUCGGACGGCAAUUCAUCAGAUAAUUCGUCCAAAACAUCGGUCGCAUCCAUGUCUCGAAGUGUGAGCGAUAUCUGCAAAGUGUUUGAAAUCAGUGGAACCGAUAAUUCUUCAAUUAAAUCAAACAGAAGUAAUUCAAAUUCAAGUCUCAAUUCAAUCAAAACCAUUAUAAAUAACGACAACAAAACCAUACCUGACAUAGAGAUCGAAGCAGAAAAAGUGGACACAACUGACGAAAAAGAGAUUCAGUUGAAUGAAGAGAAGGAAUUCAAUCAAAUCAAUACUGAAAACGAUAAAACAAACCCAAAAAUAUGUGAAGAAAAACUGUUGGUUUGGGAUAAGAGUCGAGUGAACGAAGACACGGGAAUCAAUAAUCACCAGCGAAUGUCUUCAAUGGAUUCGUUGGCCAGUGAUUCGGGUGCCAGCAGUUCGGGUACAGCCGUGCGAUCGCUGGGCCCGCGAACGAGUUCGGCCACUAAUUUGCGGGAUUCCCUCUACGGCUCGGUCUCAUCCCUGGCCUCCUCUACGAGUAUUAUAUCUCCGCAAGAAUUACAGCAACUGAUCGAUGAGGCGAACCAAUCGUUGGAAUCCAAUGAUAUCAAUAGCCAUAACAUUCAAGUCGUUGUCCUUCACCGCGAAUACAAGUCCAGCGGAAGUAUUGGCAUUACUCUUGCGGGCGGUUCCGACUGCGAGACCAAAGAAAUAACCGUCCACAGAGUUAUUAACGGGAGUCUCACUGAUAGGGACGGAAGGAUACGAAAAGGCGAUCGCAUUCUCUCAAUCAAUGGCAAAAUAUUGAAAGGAGUGACACAUAAAGAGGCGUUGGAUAUAAUGAAAGCGCCGCGACCUGAAGUGGUGAUAGUGUUGUCCCGGAUUAACACCACAAACAUAUCACCAGAGAAUGGAUUCCAUUCACGACAGAGUAGUUCCGAUUUGAACGACACGACGAAUGGACACUCGUUUCACAGUCUUAACGAAGAUAUCAUAUCAUCGACUCAUUUGUCUACAAUUAAAGACAUGGAAACUAAUUUGGACACCAAUUAUAAGAUACUUCGCGCAGAGCUCCAGAAAGACGUGGCGGGACUCGGAUUCAUAUUAGAGGGCGGAAAGGACUCACCACUCGGAGGUCCGGCAGACAAAGAGGGGACACUGGCUUCUGGUGAUGAAGUGCUUACAGUGAACGAUCAUUUAGUGAAUAAUAUGACCAGAACUGAAGCGUGGAAUUUUCUCAAGAAGUUACCCGAAGGACACGUGGUUUUGAUGGUGAAAAGGAAAAAGUAUUAA
Molecule: messenger RNA, 3777 nt
Organism: Medioppia subpectinata
Lineage: Eukaryota; Metazoa; Arthropoda; Arachnida; Sarcoptiformes; Oppiidae
Source: the annotation of a GenBank genome assembly